Dendrobium catenatum is the source of this 3741-nucleotide messenger RNA. RefSeq names its product importin-5. The coding region runs from base 302 to 3640 and encodes 1112 amino acids. Gene Ontology annotation, molecular function: nuclear import signal receptor activity. The record is from RefSeq and is a predicted model, not a curated record. Lineage: Eukaryota; Viridiplantae; Streptophyta; Magnoliopsida; Asparagales; Orchidaceae. Gene Ontology annotation, cellular component: nucleus; cytoplasm. Gene Ontology annotation, biological process: protein import into nucleus. The transcript is spliced from 20 exons.
GCCUCCCCGCCUUAAGAAGCCUACUGUACCCAUUCAUCUUGCUGAGAUCCACGAAAUUCGCAAUGAUCGAGGAUCUGAUCCUUUCUAAGAACCACCUGCAGCGGAUUUGUCUCCGACGCUCCGUCCAGCGCGCAACUCCCACUCUUCACGGUCAUACAUUCCGGAAUCCUACACCACAAAAAAACAGACACAAGGCCCGCCUGGCGAAGCCUCGAAUCAUCAAGUAAGCCUGGCGGGAAGAGAAAACUUUAAUCUGAAUCCCGUCUCUCCGAAGAAGCCUUGCUUGCUGAAUCUGCCAUUGAUGGAUCCGGAGCAGCAGAUGGCGGCCGUUCUUGGAUCGCGACCUGGGGCAUUUGCGACGCUAAUCUCGUACCUCAUGUCUUCCGAUAAUAAGAAACGAAAGAAGGCCGAAUCUCUCUUCAGCCUCUGCCGAGUCCAUAACCCCGACGUUGUUGCUCUCAGGCUCACCCAUCUCCUCGACUCCUCCUUACCGCAACUUCGAACGAUGGCUGCGGUGCUCCUCCGCAGUCAUCUAAUCUCUCACGGCGGAGGCUGUGACGCUGGGUUAUCACGACUUAACGCUAUCACCAAGGCGUCCAUCAAGUCCCUCCUCCUCGCUGCCGUCCAGCGGGAGGAGUCUAAGUUCCUCACUAAGCAGCUGUGCGAUGUCGUCGCUGAGGUUGCGGCUGCUCUUCUCCCGGAGAACGAAUGGCCUGAGUUUCUUCCUUUCAUGUUCCAGGCCGUCACCUCUGGCUCGCCGCACCUACAAGAAUCCUCCCUACUCGUCUUUUCUCGUCUAUCGCAGUGUACCAGAGACCCCCUGCUCCCUCAUCUCGCCAGCCUCCAUUCCGUCUUCCUGAAUUCGCUAUCUCACCCGAUUUCUUCUCCCGAUGUACGUAUUGCUGCUCUUGGUGCCUCUAUCAACCUUGUCCGGUGUCUGCCUUCUGCUGUGGAUCGCGAUGAGUUCGCGGACCUCCUUCCCGCCAUGAUGCUAACCCUAACGGAGUUUCUCAACUCAGGAAACGAGGCUGCAGCACAGGAGGCCCUUAAGCUCCUUAUAGAGCUUGCUGGCGCUGAGCCCAAGUUUCUCCGCCGUCAGUUGCCACAUUUGGUUGGCUCCAUGCUCCUGAUUGCAGAGGCGGAUGCCCUUGACGAGAGCACCCGUCACCUUGCGAUUGAGUUUAUGAUCACUCUUGCUGAGGCAAGGGAUGGAGCCCCUGGUAUGAUGCGAAAGCUUCCGCAGUUUAUUGGGAGGCUCUUUGCUGUUCUUAUGAAGAUGUUACUUGACAUCGAUGAUGAAUCAACCUGGCAUGCUGCUGAGGAAGAUGAUGAGGAUGCAUGGGAGACAGACAACUACAACUUUGGCCAGGAAUGUCUGGACCGACUAUCAAUUGCGAUUGGGGGCACGACCAUUGUUCCGGUUGCAUUUGAGCUGUUUCCUGUUUAUCUUGCCUCGCCAGAUUGGCAGAAGCACCAUGCUGCCCUGAUUACUCUGGCCCUGAUUGCUGAAGGAUGCUCCAAGGUGUUGAUUAAGAACCUGGAACAAGUGGUGACAAUGGCCUUGAACUCAUUCCAACAUCCUCAUCCACGUGUAAGAUGGGCAGCAAUCAAUGCUAUUAGGCAGCUGUCUACAGAUUUGAGUCCAGAUUUGCAGGUUCAAUAUCACCAGAGGGUGCUCCCAACUUUGGCAUCAGCUAUGGAUGAUUUCCAGAACCCACGUGUACAGGCACAUGCUGCUUCAGUAAUCCUCAAUUUCACUGAAAACUGCGCACCAGGUAUCUUGACUCAUUAUUUGGAUGGCUUUGUUAGCAAACUGUUGGUAUUGCUUCAGAAUAAGAAACCGAUCGUGCAAGGAGCAGCUUUGAUUGCUUUAGCAUCACUUGCGGAUUCUUCACGGGAGCAAUUCCAAAAUUACUAUGAUGCUGUAAUGCCUUGUUUGAAAACUAUUUUACUAAAUGCAACGGUUAAGUCAAAUCGCAUGCUACUUGCCAAGUCCAUGGAAUGCAUCAGUUUGGUUGGCAUGGUUGUGGGCAAGGAUAAGUUCAGGGAUGAUGCUAAACAAGUGAUGGAAGUGCUGAUGUCAUUACAAGGAUCUCAAAUAGAGAUUGAUGAUCCGAUAGCUAGCUAUAUGUUGCAAGCUUGGACACGACUCUGCCAGUGCUUAGGACAAGAUUUUCUACCAUAUAUGAAUUUUGUCAUGCCCCCUUUACUUCAGUCUGCUCAACUCGAACCAGAUGUGACCAUAACAUCUGCAGAUUCUGAAUACAUGGAUAAUUCGAAUGAGGACAGAGUUGAGAUUGCCAAUUUCGGGGAUAAAAGGAUUCGCAUUAGGACUCGUGUAUUAGAGGAGAAAGCCACAGCUUGUAGCAUGCUUUGUUGUUAUGCCGAUGAGCUCAAGGAGAAUUUCUACCCAUGGAUUGAUCAGGUUGCUCCUACUCUGGUUCCUUUACUGAAAUUUUAUUUCGAUGAAGAGGUUAGAAGGGCAGCUGUUUCCGCAAUGCCUGAACUACUGAGGUCAGCAAAGUUAGCAGUUGAGAAGGGACUAGCUCAGGGGCGUGAUGAGUCUUAUGUGAAGCAACUAUUUGAUUACAUAGUCCCAGCCUUAGUUGAAGCUCUUCAUAAGGAACCUGAAAUAGAAAUUUGUUCAAGCAUGUUGGAUUCCUUAAAUCAAUGUAUGCAGCUCUCUGGACAUCUUCUUGAUAAGGGCCAGAUCAGGUCCAUUGUGGAUGAGAUCAAGCAUUUGAUCACAGCAAGUACAAUUAGGAAAAGAGAAAGAGCAGAACGAAUGAAGGCUGAAGAUUUUGAUGCUGAAGAAGGGGAAUUUCUCAAAGAAGAAAAUGAGCAGGAAGAAGAAGUAUUCGAUCAGGUUAGUGAUUGUUUGGGCACAAUGAUCAAAACUUUCAAGACUUAUUUUGUACCAUUUCUUGAUGAGCUUUCUGUCUACCUAAAACCUAUGUGGGGAAGGGAUAAGACUCCAAAGGAGAGAAGAAUUGCUAUUUGUAUUUUUGAUGAUGUUGCAGAGCAGUGCCAAGAAUCAGCUCUUAAAUAUUAUGAUACGUACCUUCCUUUUCUAAUCGAAGCUUGCAAUGAUGGAGAUGCGGGUGUUAGACGGGCUGCUGUUUAUGGAAUUGGUGUUUGUGCUGAGUUUGGCGGAUUGGUUUUUCGUCCUUUUGUUGGUGAGGCUCUUUACAGGUUAAAUAAUGUGAUAAGGAAUCCUGAUGUAUUUAGUUCAAACACUGUAUUGGCAUAUGAUGCUGCUGUUUCUGCUCUGGGCAAAAUAUGUCUAUUUCAUCGUGACAGUAUUGAUGCGGCCCAGAUUAUGCCUGCAUGGUUAAACUGCUUGCCAGUAAAAGGGGAUCUGAUCGAGGCCAAAAUUGUACACGAGCAACUUUGCUCAAUGGUAGAAAGGUCUGAUAAGGAGCUUCUGGGUCCCAAUAAUCAAUAUCUUCCCAAGAUUAUUUCAGUUUUUGCUGAGGUUUUGUGUGCGGGCAAAGGUCUUGCAACGGAGCAGACUGUAAGCAGAAUGAUUAGACUUCUGAAGCAGCUGCAGCAGACGAUGCCGCCACCUUUUCUUGCAUCGCUCCUUUCUUCGUUGCCACCGCACCAACAGCUUGCACUACAAUCAGCGAUGUCGUCAUAAUUUGUGGAUAUUUCUUCUGCAGCAUCAAGUAAAUUUAUUUAUAUUACAGGUCAUUUUGCUUCCCAUUCUUUAUAUUUCAAUUAAUAAAUUGUUAAUCGAAA